AUGAGCAGAGAGAUAGAUCAGGAAUAUAUCCGCUUCUCCAUCGCGGCGGACAAGACUGGAUCCAUCUUCUGGCGCGUUGAUUUUGCCCGCACCGCCAGUCCCAACGACGAGACAGAUACUGCCGAGGCGACCGGGAUUCCGCUGCACCAGCGACGACAACCGGUCGAGAUCGAAGACGCUACGAAUAUCUCCAACUUUGAGCGAAGAUGGAGGACUCUGACCCUACUGGCAGAGGAAUGGGGAUGGUUGAAUGGUUCCGUGCGAAUGAUAUCCCAAAAGCACCAGGCCCCAGUCGUCAUCUCAUGGGACAUCCAAUCAUCAGCUUGGGAAGCUCGAGCAGCGAAUCGACAUGGCAAUGGAGGUGACGCUGACGACAAUGAAAUGCAAGUUCAUCCAGUAGGCACAGCAACUGUGAAUGGAAGAACGUACCCCGUGUACAAGGAGACGGUGGAGAACUCGAUAUUUCCAGAUCCGCUGCAGGAAUUGCCCAUGUUUUAUGCCUCGUUCAUCCGGCCCACUGGCGAGAAGGGAUAA
This is a messenger RNA of Cladophialophora psammophila CBS 110553, 534 nucleotides long. RefSeq lists its product as uncharacterized. The record is from RefSeq and is a predicted model, not a curated record. Bases 1 to 534 code for a protein of 177 amino acids. NCBI's taxonomy places the organism in Eukaryota, Fungi, Ascomycota, Eurotiomycetes, Chaetothyriales, Herpotrichiellaceae. The transcript is spliced from 2 exons.